CUUUCUGAAAUGCGUUCUGAUGUCGUCGUCGAAAUAAAAGGCCAGGCUGUAUCGUCGCGCGCCGCCUACUUCUGUCUGAUUUAAGUGUUCAAUUAUGGACGAGUAUUAAUGUAAUGUAGUCUGAAAAGUGUGACUUCAGUGCUGGAAGACAAAGCCACUGGAUCGCAGUUCAUAAAUUAACGUGUGCAACAGAUUUAAAGUCCUGCUGUACAUCCACACACCUGUUGGUCACCAUGGCAACAGAUGGAGAUGCGGAGGGGAUAGAGAUGUCAGAUGAGAAUUUUUAUGAGAACCUGGAUGACAUCAUCUCCGGGCUGGUGAAUGAGAAGCUGGAGAGUAGUGGGUGGGUGGAGGGUCUGCCACCUGGGAUGGCAGCCAUAGAGAGGGACCUGGGAAGCCUGGAAGAUCAGCAGGCCCGUAUCCAGGAUGUGUUCAGGGAGUCAGAGCGACUGCUGGGCGUGGCCGGGGAGAACCUGGCAUGGCAGCAGACAUGGUUCAACGACUGGAUGGAACACAACAGCAGGACUGGGAGCCCUGAAGAGAUGGUGGAUCUGACAGCUGAGGAUGAUGAGGUCAUGGUGGUAUCAGAGGGGCCAGCUACACAACAACAACAACUACAGCAACCACAGCAACAAGCACAACAGAGACAAGAACAGGAACACCAGUCUGAGCUGCCGUCCACUCCACAGGCAGCGACUGAGGAGGAGACUGUUCCUACAGCACCCCAACCACCCCAGACUGAGAGCUCAGUACCAACAACCAAUCAGGAGUCAGGAACAUCCUCUGAACAGCCAAUAGCAGACCAGAAUGAGGAGCAGGUCCAGAGAGAGGUAGUGAAAAUGUCGACUGCUGACGUCGGACCACCCUCACAGGUUGCUCCAGGAACAUCUGACCCUGUGUCUGUGGAGCUGGCUGUGGGCAUGAGACUCAUGGGGAAGAAAAAAGAUGACAUCUGGUACCAGGGUACCCUCAUCAAGAUCGUCCCUGAUGAGAAGGGACUGAUCAAGUACAAGGUGAAGUAUGAUGGGAAAGGGAAGGGCCUGUUGUCAGGAAACCACAUCGCGUUCUCCGAGACAGUGGGGCAGGGAGUACUCCAUGCUGGCAGCAGGAUUGUGGGUCAGUAUGUGGAUGAGGAGGGGGACUCUGUCCAGUACCUGUACGCUGGGAUCGUGGCGGAGCUUCCGUCCAAGAUGAACCGAUCCCGUUAUCUCAUCUUCUUCGAUGACGGCUUCGCAACCUACCUCAAAAGGGACCAAAUACACCAGGUGUGCAAGCCUAGUGCAAAUGCUUGGGAGGACGUCCACCCCAACUCCAGGGAGUUCAUCAAAGAAUACUUACAGGGAUAUCCCGAGCGAGCCAUGGUAAAGGUGAAGGUGGGACAGAAGAUCCGUACGGAGUGGAACGGCCAGUGGUGGGAUGCGCGGGUAGACUCUGUGGACGGGAGCCUGGUCAAGAUGUAUUACCCCACGGACAAGCGCUCGGAAUGGAUCUACCGAGGUUCCACAAGGCUCUGGCCGCUGUAUGAAGCUUUUGCUCAUCAGGAGCAGGCUCAGACUGAGGGAUCUAAGUCCAUCCGCAGCCACACCAUGGGGAAAACACGAGGCCCACAUAUCGAGUACACACGUGCUGAGGAGGAAGCAGCAAAACGCAAGACCACAGGUGCAGCACAGAAGAAGCCAGCCUCUGCAUCAGCCUCCAGUGCCAGUCAGUCCAAGCCCCCCUCCCGCAGCAGCACACCGCGCUCCUCCAGCACUGUAGACUCCAGCAGCCUUUCCUUUGAGAAACUUCUUACAGAAGACAUCGAAAAACUGCAAGCUGGUUCCAAACUGGUGCCAUCCACAAGCAGUGAGCUUCAGAACAGUGGAGGGGGGAUGGGGCGGCCUGUUGCCAACAGAGAGGCCUGGUUUCAGAUCGCUGGUGCCACGCAGAAAAAGACUGUGACUAGCCAGCAGUCAAACACUACUGUGAAACAGACAGUGACCAGUCAGCAGUCAAACACUGUAGUAAAACAUGUGGUUCCCACCACAGUGAAACAGACAGUUACUACCACCCAGCCCCCAGUCACAACCACAGCUCAGAGAAUAAACAGGCCUCUAAAGAAGCAAGUGGCAAGAAAAAGUACUGGCCCAAGGUCAAAAAAGCCAUUUCCUGACCAGUAUGUACCCCCAUCUGUUGGCAGAAAAGACAUCGCAAGUAUCCUCCAGAAAAGGUUGAUGGAGGAGGGAGAUUCUAACAGCCGUUCUAGCGAAGACAGUGUUGUGGACAUCACAGUAGAGACUGACCCUAUGGAGGUUCCCACUCCCAAGAUGGUGAAGUUCAGUCCACAUCAAUGCACUCCGGCAUGUGUCAGUCAUGUCCGUCCUGCCAAUCCUGCCCAGUACAGAGGACGGGGAGCGUGGCCACACAUCAACCCCCUGAAAGUGCCCAUCUUGUACCAAUGGGAGAGGUACAUUGGGAAGAAGCGCCCUGGUGGCACUCGAGAUGUGUCCUACCGGACCCCGUGUGCUCGCAUGGUGCGGAACGUCCGGGAUGUCUCCUGGUAUCUGAUGCAGACCAAGACUGACUUCCUGUCCAUCGACCAGUUCUGUUUUGACCCUUACGUGAUGCUGGACAACAUGAGACCGGAGAAAUACUUUGUCAAGAUUCCAGACAUCUCCAAUGGCAACGAAGAUGUUCCCAUUUCUUGUGUUAAUGAAAUCAACCACGAACAUCCCGACAAUGUUGGUUACACCAAACAGCGUCUCCCCACACCAGGGGUGGAGCUGAAUCUGGACCCUGACUUCCUGGUGUCAUGUGACUGUACCGACAACUGUCAGAACAAGAAGACCUGUGCCUGUCACCAGCUGACCAUCCAGGCGUACCGGUCGCGCCCCGGAGGCCAGGAGGACCCUGAUGCAGGCUACGAGUACCGCAGGCUCACGGAGCAGCUACCUACAGGGAUCUAUGAGUGCAACUCCAGAUGCAAAUGUAGCAAACAAUGCUAUAACAGGGUGGCUCAGAAUGGCAUAGGUCUCCGACUACAGGUUUUCCGGACAUCCAAACGGGGAUGGGGAAUCCGAUGUUUGGACGACAUCCCCCAGGGAGCAUUCAUCUGUAUCUACGCAGGGCAGCUGCUAAACGAGGACACAGCCAACAAGGGGGGGAACAUGUUCGGUGAUGAAUACCUGGCAGAGCUGGAUCACAUUGAGAUUGCUGAAAAGUUUAAGGAAGGCUACGAGAGCGAUGUUCCAGACAGCAGUGGGAGUGACUUGAAUGACUCUGACAGCGAAUCAGACAACAGUAGUUCUGCAGAGGAACCCUCCAUAACCUCCUCCACGUCUCCUGAGCCUGACCUGGACAACAGCAGUGACUCUGACUACAAACCUGACAUCACAGACAAGCCAGGAGACACCAGCGGAGCUGUCAAACUCAUCCUGCGCCGAGAGUCCCGGGGGUCAACAUCCGGCAGGUCAGGGAAAACUACCGACCAGUGGUCUGUGAAGCCUCAAAAAUGUGACACGGACAAGAAAGUGGAAUCCUGGAUAGAGAAGAACCUCUCUGAAAAGAAAUCAGGGGACACAGGUAGCCAAUCAGAGAGUAGGUCCUCCUCUGGUAGAAACACUCCAAAGCAGACACACCAAUCACAGGACAGCAAGCCUGGCCUUCCACAGCCAAAUAAGGAAGACCAAAGCCAAUCAGUGGAUACAAAUCCAGCCAAGAAGGAAUCAUCCGUGCAUGAACAAGAAAGGCACAAUAUUUUUGAUAUAAUGGAGUUUUCUGAAUCAAAAGAUGGAACCAGCAAGACUCCAGACCGUGAAGUACAAAAGAAAGGAGACACUAAUCGCUCCUUCCAAGAUGCCUUAAAAGAUAUGAAUGUCUCUAUGGAAUUGUCACCCAAAAAAGCACCAGGACAGCAGGGUACAGUGGGAGCAAAGAAAGACUCUGGCAAGGAUGAUGGGAUGGCAUGUCCAGUUGUAGAAGAGAAGGAGGCCAUUGAGGGGAAAGCAGAAAGAAGAGAGGGUGAUGUACAAGACAAAACAGGAAAAACAGAAGGAGAAGAGAAGGAUAAGAAAGGCAAAGACGGUAGUUCACCAAUGAGGCACUAUGGGUACCGUAUAGAUGGUGACCGCAUUGUAGGACUGAAGAGGAAACACAGGAAGAAGAUUGUUGUAAAGGCAUCCUCCUCCAGUGAGUCUGAAGAGUCCAAACCUAAACCAGCCAGUGGGGGUUGUGAGCUGAUGAUUGUUGGCGCAACAUCGCUCGCUGUCGACAGUGGAGAUGAAACAUCCGACAGCGAGAAGGGCUCAUCAUCAGACAAGGGGAAGAAGAAAAAGGAGAAAGACCAACUUGAAGUCCCAGCCCCGGUCCUAGAUGACACCCAGCAGCCAGUGGCAGUACUGCAGCCCUCACCUGACAGAAGCACCAGGAAGUAUUUUGGAGAGGAACAUUGUUAUGUCAUGGAUGCCAAGGUCAUAGGCAACUGCGGCAGGUACCUCAAUCAUAGCUGCUCGCCAAACCUGUUCGUACAGAAUGUGUUUGUGGACACACAUGACCUUCGCUUUCCCUGGGUAGCCUUUUUCUCCAGCAAGCGCAUCCGGGGAGGCACCGAGCUGACCUGGGACUACAACUACCAAGUGGGUAGUGUAGCAGGCAAGGUGCUGUACUGCUACUGUGGGUCGGAGGAAUGUCGAGGCAGGCUGCUGUGAGGAGGGUUCAGUUCACUGGUGCAAGUUUGUGCCCUUUGCUGUGGAAGGAGGCCACUUCCUUUGUUAUCAUCACUCGAGAAGAAGUUUGAGCACACUAUUGAGUAAACAAAGUUCAAGCAGCAUAAAAGAUUGCUACUUCUUUGUGCCACAUGGUAGAUGCUUUGUCCCCUUAAGCAUAUUUGCACUAGUUGUGGGUCCAAAACUUCAUUCAGCAUAAAUGAAUAAAGGCAAUACAGGUAUCUUCAACACAUUCACAUGGGUGUAAUUAUCAUAGGAACUCAUCUGUGUUGGUACAUGUAGUAGUUUUUGUACAAUUCUUCCAACAUUAAGAUGUACAUCGAUCAAAUUUUCAAUAACCACUUUUUCAGUCUUACUAAAUAGAGAUGAGGUCAUUAAAGAUUUGAUGUUUGACCAAUUGCUGAUGUCAUGUAUCGGUAAGAUCAUGUGUCAAUGAGACCACGUGUCUGUAACUCUUGUGAGUUAACUUUCUAAAGUGAUUGGACAUUAUUGAUACUGAAGAAGAUGACAGUGGUUGUUGAAAAUUCAAUCCAUGUAUACCUUAGUGUAGGAAGAACGUUUAGUAUGUUCUAAACAGCUGUUAGAUUGUAAACAAAAGACAUUGAUCUUUAAUUCUACUAAAUCAUAUAUAAUUAUUGUUUUUAUAUUGAACUGAAACUAGUUGUGAAUUAUUAACAGUGAACAUACUUGGAUUUCAUGUCAAAUCAUCUUUUUUUUAUUUCUUGCAUUGUUUUUGGAGCUAUUAAAUGAAUGAAAUGUUAAAUGUUGUCACUACAUAGCAUCUCAUAUUUGAAUCUGGAGCCUCAUUGGAUUUUACUUUCUUUUUAUAUAAACUUAGGUUGAACCGAGUAACAUUUCUGUAGUUGCCCAUCUGGCAGGAUAAGUUGAUAAAUGUAUUGUAUCAAAUUUUAUGAGUUCCAAGAAAGUCAAACCAUGAACAGGUUGCAGUCAGUGCCAUGCAGUUUCCAGUUAGCAUUCACUUUUGAAACUGACAUGAAUGUAUCAAUUACUACCCUCACGAGUAGUCAGCAUACAGAGCAAGGUACCAUCCUGGAAACCCCAACUUCUCCAAUCAGGUAUACCCUCACAUUCAAAUAAAAUGCUGAUAGCUAAUUUGAUACACCUGGAAGAGCAGGUCAUAACCUUUUCUAUGCUUUUGUAGAGAGUCUUACAAUAUGGUGAAGGAAGAUCAUUUUCACAGUAGAAAAGGAAUUCCUACUCUGAGGAUCAAUGCUUUUUGAAACAUAUUGUAACAUAUCAUUGUGACAUAUUAUGAUUUAAGAUAUUUCAAACUUUUUAAAUGUUGUACAGCCCAUAUUGUGUAAUAUUUGAAGGUACAGUUUCGAGAUUUAUGGGUCCAAGGUAACCAGAUCGAUCUCUGCACCAAUCAGUGUGCUUAGCUUUGGAACUAGUAGUAGUACCAUUGUUUGGACUGAGCAUCGAUCAGCACAUUGUGCUCCAUUAUAGCUUUUACAGUCUGACACAUAUAUGAAUGGUAACGUUUACAUUAAGUUUUGUAUGUUCCAAUGCAUUUAACGACUAACAUGCGAUUUUAUACAUUGAUAUUGUUGAUGACAGUUUUGUACUAUCUGUACAGUUGUUGAAAGUUGGACUAAAACAUUUUGAAAUAAUAAAAAAACUUUCAAAUGCAAAGAUUUU
Branchiostoma floridae (Florida lancelet) is the source of this 6362-nucleotide messenger RNA. RefSeq names its product histone-lysine N-methyltransferase SETDB1-B-like. Gene Ontology annotation, cellular component: nucleus. Gene Ontology annotation, molecular function: zinc ion binding; histone H3K9 methyltransferase activity; protein binding. Lineage: Eukaryota; Metazoa; Chordata; Leptocardii; Amphioxiformes; Branchiostomatidae. The record is from RefSeq and is a predicted model, not a curated record. The transcript is spliced from 25 exons. Gene Ontology annotation, biological process: heterochromatin organization; negative regulation of gene expression. Bases 234 to 4685 code for a protein of 1483 amino acids.